CCCCUUCUUUCAUUUCUCUAUUUCCUUAUCUCACUCAGCCACCAAAGCCCACACAAAAUACACACUCUAGCUCCCUCUAUUUCUCUCACUCCCUCACUGGUAAACCAGCCAUCUACCACCACGUUUGGCGGAUUUCACCGGAGAACCCCAUUAGAAACCCCAUACGCUCCAUUCUCUCAAGCUUUAAAGGUAAUGUAACCUGUGAGUUGUUUCAACACCAUGCCAUGUGCGAUUUUCCGGUGAUCACCCAAUUUGGUUUCCGUAGUCUUUGUGACAACGGAAUCAAAUCUAGGUCAGUGCCCUUUUACUUUGGAUGACGCGUUCUUCCCUACUGCCCAUGGGGGGAAGAGGUUCCUUGAUUGUGUGUGGGUGAGGCUGCUGCCCAUGGGGCCAAGAGACCACAUGCAAGAGAGGUCCUAUUUGACGCGCUCUCUUUGCUGCCGGGGGGAGAGAAAAACCUUGAGGGUAUGGGUGAGGCUGCUAUCCAUGGGGCCAAGAAUCUGCAUGCCAGAGAGGACAAUAUCAUGCCAGUUGUGAAUGGGUGGAUCCCCUGACCGGUCUAUGUGCUAGUAUGGUAGAUUUGUGAUAAAAUUACCGUAUGUAGAUUUUAUGGCUUUGGAAAUUAAAUUGUUAUUGCUCACAGAUUUUAAUAUACAGUUUCAUGGUAUUAUUUUGAGAAACUUUGUGUUUCAUCAUCUAAUCAUUCUUGUUACAUUAUUACAAAAAAUGAUCUUGCAGUAUCCAGUUAGCAAUUUCCCAAACUAAAACAUGUUUUGCAAACUGUUUAUAAUCAUGAAACUUGCAUUUCCCCCACCCCCAUUAAUUAUGCUACUUACUGGACUUUAGCUCAUCCUACUCUCCAACAGUUUUUCAAAUAAAUUCUCUAUACCUCAGGCAUGGAGCUUGUUUUAUUGGUGGUGAUUGGAGAAUUAUGCUAAGUGAGAGAUUUAUGCUAUGAUUGGUUAGUGACUCAAUCUUGCAAAGUUCAAUGAGAUCAUAAUCAAUUCGAUUGGAGGUUGGAUACUUCAGGUCUAUUAGCCUUGGGUGUGGUAGGCCUAGAUUUUCUAUUGGGGUUGCAUACUUUAGAGAGGAUCAUGACUUUGUGUUUAUUUUAUUUGGAAUGUUGGAUUGUUAAGCGUAUUUGGAGUCACAUGAUUGUAGUUUGUUUUGCUUGUAAAUGUGUCAUAGAGCUCUGACUUGUAUUGUGGAGAGAUCAAUAUAUUUAUUUAUUUUAUCAAAUGGAAGAAAAAAAAAUCUCUUAUGUUCUCUCUUUUAAUUGUUCUUCCCUCACGCUUUGGACCCUCUUGGGUUUGGGGCGUGACACCUAAUCAUAAUAAUGAGUAAGGAUCAAAUCCUAAACGAACUUGUAUUAAAGUGGAUGUUGCAAAUCUUCCCACAGAUCCUAGUUUAAGAAUAAAAAUAGCAAGUUGAAUUAGCAUUUCGUGGCCAUGAUGAAUCUAAAGACUCCAAUAAUCAAGAAAAUUUUCUUGAAUUAUUAUGGUUUCUUGUAAAUCACAAUGAAGAAAUUGAUAAUGCAGUCCUCAAAAAUGCUCCUGAAAAUCAACAAACGACCUCUCUUGAUAUCCAAAAAAAAUAGCAAAUGUUGCAGUUGUUGAGACAAUAAAUGAUAUUAUUAAAGAUAUUGGAGACUCAUAAUUUGCUAUUAUAGUUGAUGAAUCACGUGAUAUGUCUACUAAAGAACAAUUGGCAAUUGCUUUGUGUUUUGUAGACAAAUUGUGACAUGUGAAUGAGCGCUUUUUAGGCAUUACACAUGUUAAUAAUACAUCAACAGUGACACUAAAGAGUGCAAUUGAUGAAGUAUUUAAUAAAUGUAGCUUAAGCAUUAGUAGAUUGCGGGGACAAGGCUACGACGGGGCAAGCAACAUGCGAGGUGAGUUAAAUGGACUAAAAACUCUUAUUUCGAAAGAUAAUCCUUCUGCCUAGUUAUGUCCAUUGCUUUACACAUCAACUUCAACUAACAUUAGUUGCAGUAGCAAAAACUCACAUAUAGAUUGCAACCUUUUUUAACUUGGUUGUAAAGGUAUUCAAUAUUGUUGGAGUAUCAUGCAAACGUCGUGAUAUUCUUCGAAAAAAACGUAGUGCUAAAGUUAUAGAAGCACUAAAAAAUAAUGAAAUUUCAACUGGUCAUGGCUUGAAUCAAGAAAUGAGUCUAAAAAAACCUGGAGAUACACAUUGGAGUUCUCAUUAUGGUGCACUUGUUAAUCUUAUUCACGUGUUUUCUUCUGUAAUUGAUGUGAUUGUAACUAUUAUAGAAGAUGGUUUAGAUUCUGAUCAGAGAGCAGAAGCAAAUAUCUUAAUUGGUUUACUCCGAACAUUUGAAUUUGUGUUUGAUUUACAUUUGAUGAAAGGUGUGCUUGGCAUAAGUAAUGAGUUGUCACAGGCAUUACAACAAAAAGAUCAAGAUAUUGUGAAUGCUGUGAAGUUGGUUGAUAUUUCAAAGCAACGUUUACAAGUCAUGAGAGGUGAUGGGUGGAACUCUUUGCUAGAGGAGGUUUUUGCAUUUUGUGCAAAAAAUAAUAUUGUUGUUCCUAAUAUGGAUGAUUUAUAUCAACCUCAGCCACAACGAAAAGCUCAAAACAUGAAAAGUUCACAUCAUUAUCCAGUGGAGCUUUUUUAUACUGUUAUAGAUAUGCAACUUCAAGAACUUAAUAGUCGUUUUAAAAUUUUUGAAUUAUUACUUUGUGUUGCAUGUUUGAACCCAGAUAACUUAUUUACAACAUUCAACAAGGAGAUAUUGAUUCGGCUUCCUCAGUUUUAUCCAAGUGAUUUUUCAACAAUUCAAGUUUCUUUCUUGGAUAACCAACUUGCGACAUACAUCCAUGACAUGCGGUCCACUGAAGAGUUUUUAGCACUUAAAGGAAUUGGACAGCUUGCUGAAAAGAUGGUAGAAAUAAAAAAGGAUGUUUCAUAUCCAUUGGUUUACUCAUUAGUGACUUUGGCAUUUAUCUUACUAGUUGCAACUUGUUGGGUUCUAAGACUUUAGGUUUAAAUGUAUUAGAACUUCAUUUUGUAAUGUUGGCAAACCAUGAUCAAAACGUUUGGGCUUGUUUUAGACUUGCUCAAAGUAUGUUUAUGUGUAAAGUUGGAAUUGAGUGUACUGUAGGAUUUAUUAUGUAAAUCUGCCUGGCUCGAUCGAUCGAGAAUUAGACUCGAUCGAUCAAAACUCGUGUAGAUUGUUUUUCUGCAAAAUUUUCCAACUCAGCCCAAGCCCAUUUGACGUGAAGGGUUUUAUGUUUUGCCUUAAGCAUAAAAGGAAAAACCUUAGCCACGUUUUUAUUGUUGUUGUUUAUGCUGUGUAUAUGAAUCUCUUGUGAGAUCUAGAGCUAUUCGCCUUCACAUAUACUUCGGUUAUCAAGAAUCAAGAUUAUGUCAAGAACUUGAUGAUCAGUUCGGUUGCUGCAUAAAGAGCUUAACGAUACACAAGUGGGAGUACUUGUGCUUGCUGUGAAUCUAAGAAAGAAGUAGUCUGUGGACUCGGAGC
Quercus robur (English oak) is the source of this 3502-nucleotide messenger RNA. RefSeq lists its product as uncharacterized. The coding region runs from base 2165 to 3004 and encodes 279 amino acids. The transcript is spliced from 2 exons. The record is from RefSeq and is a predicted model, not a curated record. Lineage: Eukaryota; Viridiplantae; Streptophyta; Magnoliopsida; Fagales; Fagaceae.